AUGCCAGUUGCUGCUGCAGCAGCAAGAAAGGCGGCUGCACGCAUACGUGCAGCCGGGGAAAUUACCUCACACACCUCACCAGCUGGUGAUUCGUCUCUUGCUGCUUUGAACACUUCACGUGGUGAGUCAUCACGUGCGACAGGUACAUCCGCUGCGUCUGCAGCGGUUACCGCGAAUCAUAAUCCAGAUGAGUCUGGAACAGAGCUCAGCUAUUCUGGCGAGUUGGAUGAUGUAUCCGACUCGGAAGCGACACCUCACGCAUCUGGAUCACCCGGGGCGGACACUGCAAGAGCCAAGUUGACUGGAUCUGGUCAACGUGGCGGUAUCAUGUCCGUGACCUUCGGAUCGAGCGAUUGUUUCGACGAAUCUCUGCCUUACGCAAGUCCAUCCAACGAUAGGACGCGUGGGGAUGGUGGUGAUGCACCUAUGCAUUGCCACGUAAGCAGCAAAUCGAGGGAUCGAGCUGCCACUGGUGCCAGUGCUCAUGCUGGCACCAAUCAAGAGUCCAAGGGCUAA
Molecule: messenger RNA, 516 nt
Organism: Peronospora matthiolae
Lineage: Eukaryota; Oomycota; Peronosporomycetes; Peronosporales; Peronosporaceae
Source: the annotation of a GenBank genome assembly